GGUCUAACAAAAUUAUUGGCUUGCUUCUGCUCAAACUAGCCAUGAAUUCGCUUUUUCGCCGGAGACCUGUUGCUGUACCGCGAACGGCUCGAGGAUAUGUCGUGUCCGUGAAGCUUCCCCGCGUGUACGAGGGCAAACCGACACCGCGUCGCUAUGGUAUACAGAAAACAUUCCUAUACAACCAAUAUACCCGCAUGCUCGAAGCUAGCGAUAAUUCCCCCAUAAUAUUCCUCCAACAUACAAAUUUCACGGCUCAGCGGCUACAGAAGCUGAGGCGGGAUAUCGCCGAUGCAAACACCAAAUUCUCUGUCUCGUUAUCCUCUCCAACACCUACUCCAGUUGAAAUCGAUGCUCCAACGCUAGCAGUGAUGCGGACUUCGCUUUUUGGUGUCGCAUUACGAGACUUUGCGCCUUUAGACGCGGACCAGGCAUCUCAAAUUGCUGGAUUGGUCAAAAACGGUCUUGCUGUCAUGACACUGCCAUCAUUCAACCCUCCCCAACUUGAUGCCAUCCUACGUGCACUUGAUCGCUCAGUGCCUCUGAAGAAACCAGAGGCGGAACAACCACAACCGACGAAGCCUCAUGAUGAUCCGAAUUUUAUUCCUGGAAGAAAGAUGCAGAGGGUGAAACCUGUCUUGACCCCAGAGCUGACAGUGAUGGGUGCUCUCAUCGAGAGACGGGUAUUUGGAAUGGAGGGUGUACGGGACGUGUCGAAACUCCCAACACUAGACACUCUGCGGGCGCAGAUAGUUGGGUUGCUGAGCUCACCAGCUGUACAGUUGGCUGCAAUUCUCAGCGAGGCAAGUGGAGGGAAGCUUGCGAGGACACUGGAGGGCUUGAAGAAGGGAUUGGAAGAAAGUCAGAGUGCGGAAGCUUCAUCAUAGCAUCUACUUCAUCAUUGCACCUGUGUCGACUGGCCUUACAUAGUUCACGCGCGCCACAGAAGAAUGGUUAAUAUCAAUCUUUGAGGCAAAACUCCCAUGUUCUAUCCUCCCCUCCUUCACCUGUUGUACCUCGACCAUGAGCUCUCUCGCCCUUUGUCAUGCGGUGUUCAUAUCCCUUCCACAUGUUCCUAUGAAAUACAAACGACCGCAGAAGCUUAUAUUGGGGGUUCGGUGGAGUCCCUAAUGAUGUAGGUU
Molecule: messenger RNA, 1139 nt
Organism: Suillus paluster
Lineage: Eukaryota; Fungi; Basidiomycota; Agaricomycetes; Boletales; Suillaceae
Exons: 1
Coding region: 42-884 (280 amino acids)
Biological process (GO): translation
Cellular component (GO): mitochondrial large ribosomal subunit
Molecular function (GO): structural constituent of ribosome
Source: RefSeq, a predicted model, not a curated record